CCUCCAGCGAAUGCUUCUUGCUUGUCACGGAGGGGAGAUGAAUAUGCCUGUCAAAUUGGCUAACUCGGUUUGGCUGAUGGAGGUAAUGCAGGACACAACUUGCGCAAGUCGGUGGCCGGUGCAUAGUGAGUUCUCAUAGUCGUUUCCAUCUCGGCCACCCGUGCUACUUGCUAACCAUGGUUGUAGCGGUCCCGACCUCGCUCGGAAACUCUCGCAGCUCGUCAAGAUGGAGAAGAACGUGAUGCGAUCGAUGGAACUUGUGGGUCGCGAGCGCCGCGAGGUGGCCCGCCAGCUCUCCAUCUGGGGCGAGGAGUGCGACGAGGACGUCUCCGAUAUUACGGAUAAACUGGGAGUUCUUAUUUUCGAGAUCGGUGAGCUCGAGGACCAGUUCAUCGAUCGGUACGAUCAGUACAGAGUCACCAUCAAGAGCAUAAGGAAUAUCGAGGCGAGUGUACAACCGAGCCGUGAUCGCAAGCAGAAGAUUACCGACCAGAUUGCCCAGCUCAAAUACAAAGAUCCCAACUCGCCGAAGAUUGUGGUGCUGGAGCAGGAGCUUGUGCGUGCUGAGGCCGAGUCGUUGGUUGCCGAGGCCCAGCUAUCGAACAUCACCCGCGAGAAGAUCAAGGCGGCGUUUACGUACCAGUUUGAUGCCAUGCGCGAGCAUGCCGAGAAAGUUGCCAUGAUUGCAGGCUAUGGAAAGCACUUGCUGGAGCUUAUUGACGACACGCCUGUUACUCCCGGUGAGACGAGACCGGCUUACGACGGAUACGAGGAUAGCAAGAGUAUUAUCCAAGAUUGCGAGGACUCACUUACUAACUGGGUCGAAUCCCGAGCCAUGGUGCGCUCCCGCCUAUCUCAGCGCGGUGUCCGUCCCCGCCGAACCGGUGGCCGUGCCUCCCGCGUCCGCCAACCCAUCAAUCUCUCGGACCAAGACCGUCCCCUCCACGACGAUGGCUGGGUUCCGGCCGAUGAACACGAGCGAAAAGUGACUGGCCGUAACAGCCUAGUCCUUAACCGCGAGGAUGACGACGAAUACGAAGACAUCACUGACGACGAGCGGCACGCACCGCGCGCCCGCCGCAGUCUGGAUGAUGAGCGUCACUACAAGAACGCUGCAGCCGACUCCCGCGGUCAUCGCGAAGCCGAUAACCUGGUUGCCGAUGAAUGACAGACGUCGAACGCCGGAGGCGGCAUUAGCGGUGGCGAGGGCCGCAACGAAAGGGGGUAUGUUAUUGGAACUGGCAUCAGUUCUGGUGGAUUUAGAACUAGGGAUUCGGGCGUGGGGGGGCUAUCUAAUAUUGCGACUACUGGAACUGGAUAUCAUGAUAACGAUUCGACGACACCACGGAGUUUUGCUAAUGACCGGAAGAUGAUGGAGGA
This is a messenger RNA of Tricharina praecox, 1380 nucleotides long. Its product is annotated as Eisosome component PIL1-domain-containing protein. Gene Ontology annotation, cellular component: plasma membrane; eisosome filament. Gene Ontology annotation, molecular function: lipid binding. The transcript has 3 exons. Bases 227 to 1168 code for a protein of 313 amino acids. The record is from RefSeq and is a predicted model, not a curated record. Lineage: Eukaryota; Fungi; Ascomycota; Pezizomycetes; Pezizales; Pyronemataceae. Gene Ontology annotation, biological process: negative regulation of protein kinase activity; endocytosis; eisosome assembly.